Molecule: messenger RNA, 606 nt
Organism: Rhizophagus irregularis DAOM 181602=DAOM 197198
Lineage: Eukaryota; Fungi; Glomeromycota; Glomeromycetes; Glomerales; Glomeraceae
Molecular function (GO): protein binding
Source: RefSeq, a predicted model, not a curated record
UGGUUUCAGAAAGUGGCAGAGAAGGGUUAUGAAAGGUCAAUGCACAAUCUUGCCUUAUGUUACAAAAAUGGUGAAGGGAUAGAGAAGGACUUGGAAAUGGCCUUUUACUGGUUUCAGAAAGCGGUAGAAGAGGGUCAUGAAUGGUCAAUGCACAAUCUUGCCUUAUGUUACAAAAAUGGUGAAGGGACAGAGAAGAACUUGGGAAUGGCCUUUCACUGGUUUCAGAAAGCGGCAGAAAAGGGUGAUAAAGAAUCAAUGCACAAUCUUGCCUUACAUUAUAACAAUAGUGAAGAAAUAGAGAAGAACUUGGGAAUGGCCUUUUACUGGUUUCAGAAAGCAGCAAAGAAGGGUCAUGAAGAGUCAAUGAACAAUCUUGCCUUAUGUUUCAAAAAUGGUGAAGGGACAGAGAAGAACUUGGAAAUGGCCUUUUACUGGUUUCAGAAAGCAGCAGAAAAGGGUAAUAAAUGGUCAAUGAACAACCUUGCCUUAUAUUACAACAAUCAUGAAGGAACAGAGAAGGACUUGAAAAUGGCCUUUUACUGGUUUCAGAAAGCAGCAGAGAAGGGUGAUGAAUGGUCAAUGCACAAUCUUGCCUUAUGUUAUGAA